Molecule: messenger RNA, 1437 nt
Organism: Panicum virgatum (switchgrass)
Lineage: Eukaryota; Viridiplantae; Streptophyta; Magnoliopsida; Poales; Poaceae
Product: probable voltage-gated potassium channel subunit beta
Exons: 4
Coding region: 125-1111 (328 amino acids)
Source: RefSeq, a predicted model, not a curated record
CUCCAGUUCCAUUUGCCUGCCUUGUUCAGUUGCGCUUCGUCUUCCUCCCCACCUCGCCGCGCAGAUCGGAGAGCGGGCGAGCCAAGGAGGAAGGAGGGGAGAGCCGACGAUCCAGGCAAGCAAGAUGCAGUACAAGAACCUGGGCCGCUCGGGGCUGCGCGUCAGCCAGCUCUCGUACGGGGCCUGGGUCACCUUCGGCAACCAGCUCGACGUCAAGGAGGCCAAGGCGCUGCUGCAGGCGUGCCGCGACGCCGGCGUCAACUUCUUCGACAACGCCGAGGUCUACGCCAACGGCCGCGCCGAGGAGAUCAUGGGCCAGGCCAUCCGCGACCUCGGCUGGCGCCGCUCCGACGUCGUCAUCUCCACCAAGCUCUUCUGGGGCGGCCAGGGGCCCAACGACAAGGGCCUCUCCCGCAAGCACAUCGUCGAGGGCCUCAAGGGCUCGCUCAAGCGCCUCGACAUGGACUACGUCGACAUCGUCUACUGCCACCGCCCCGACGCCUCCACGCCCAUCGAGGAGACCGUGCGCGCCAUGAACUGGGUCAUCGACCAGGGAUGGGCCUUCUGCUGGGGCACGUCCGAGUGGUCCGCGCAGCAGAUCACCGAGGCAUGGGCGGUCGCCAACCGCCUCGACCUCGUCGGGCCCAUCGUCGAGCAGCCAGAGUACAACCUCUUCUCGCGACACAAGGUUGAGUCCGAGUUUGUACCUCUUUACAGCACCUAUGGUAUUGGUUUAACUACUUGGAGUCCUCUAGCUUCAGGAGUACUAACUGGAAAAUAUGGCAAAGGGAACAUACCUGCUGAUAGCAGGUUUGCCCUAGACAAUUACAAGAACUUGGCUAACAGAUCCCUGGUCGACGAGACGCUCCGUAAAGUGAAUGGGCUAAAACCCAUUGCCGCUGAACUUGGUGUCUCAUUAGCUCAACUUUCAAUUGCUUGGUGUGCAUCAAACCCCAAUGUCUCAUCUGUGAUCACAGGAGCCACUAAAGAAAGCCAGAUUGUGGAGAACAUGAAGGCUCUUGAUGCCAUUCCUCUGCUGACUCCGGAGGUCCUCGACAAGAUCGAGGCGGUAGUCCAAAGCAGGCCGAAACGCACUGAGUCAUACAGGUGAAGUGGGUGCAGAAUGAGUGCCAGGGAGAGAUUCGGCUUUCAUCUGAUCAGAGUUUAGGCCAUGCUACCUCACCAGCGUUUGAUAUCAUGGAACUAUAUGCAUGCUCUUGUGUAUUCUGGGUGUCCAGUCGUGGUGCUGUGUUCAAAACAUUUCCCAUGUGGUCACGAACAGUAGUUUGUCCUUGUGUAUUCUGCAUUUCCCGAUGGCAUCUAUUCCGAUUCCUGGUAUUCCGUCCUGCUUGCAUUGUGAAAUUUGUGGAGGAUCCGUCUUUCAACAAGAAGAAUUAUUGAGGACCCUGGAUGAUAUGAUCCUACUGGUUCUGCUGC